AGACAGUGACCAGGAUGGAUGAGUUGUUGCACACACCUCAGGAGAGACGUAGGAGAGGAGGACUUGGGAGUAAUCGCUGGAGGCACACAGGAGUCCAGCAGUUUUGUGUUAACAAAGAGGUAUAGGCAGAGAGAGCGUGGUCCGCUGUCUUUGGCAUCCCAUGUUGAAUCAGAUCAUGGUUGGGAUGGAGAACGGUGUGGUCAAGAGUCAGAGAGGUGUGAUGUUGUGUGUGGUCAAGAGCAAGAGGAAGAGGAAAAACACAUCAUCACCUGUCGAGGUGCUCGUGUGGCGGCCCACGAUGGGACGCUGUCCUCCUUCAUCCUCAAAAACAUCGCUCUGGACAAAACCGACGACAGCAAAACAACAAGAGGCCAUCCAGUAAGACAGACACCAGAGCUGUUCCCUGCUGCAGACGUCUGAGGAGGAAAAAUAAGGUCUUAAGGGUCAACUUUUCGAAAUUGAGAUUUAUACAUCAUCUGUUUUUAAUGUGUGGUUUGUGAGGAGAAUAAUAUUUGUCUGAGAUACAAUUAUUUGAAAAUCUGGAAUCUGAGGGAGCAAAAAAAAUCUAAAUAUUGAGAAAAUCAUCUUUAAAUUGUUCAAAUGAAGUUCUGAGCAAUGCAUAUUACUAAUCAAAUUAUAAUUAUAAUUGUAUUAUAAUUUUGGCCCAUACAAUGUAUUUUUGGCUAUUGCUACAAAUAUACCCCAGCUCCAGGGUCACAUAUAAAUUUUUUUACAAAUAUGUUUUUAUAUUCAAAAUAAUAAACACACACACACA
This is a messenger RNA of Carassius gibelio (silver crucian carp), 775 nucleotides long. RefSeq lists its product as uncharacterized. The transcript has 4 exons. The record is from RefSeq and is a predicted model, not a curated record. Bases 19 to 420 code for a protein of 133 amino acids. Lineage: Eukaryota; Metazoa; Chordata; Actinopteri; Cypriniformes; Cyprinidae.